Messenger RNA from Talaromyces rugulosus, 1662 nucleotides. RefSeq lists its product as uncharacterized. The record is from RefSeq and is a predicted model, not a curated record. Lineage: Eukaryota; Fungi; Ascomycota; Eurotiomycetes; Eurotiales; Trichocomaceae. Gene Ontology annotation, molecular function: zinc ion binding; DNA-binding transcription factor activity, RNA polymerase II-specific. Bases 1 to 1662 code for a protein of 553 amino acids. Gene Ontology annotation, biological process: regulation of DNA-templated transcription. The transcript is spliced from 5 exons.
AUGGAUGAAAGCGACUCUCCCCAGAACGAGACCGCUCCUCAUCUACAGCCCCCGAGUAGGAAGUUUCGCCGCACCCUGUCCUGUUUGAGUUGCCAGAAGCGCAAGGUCAAGUGUGACCGUGUAAAACCAUGUCGGGCCUGUUGUACCCGUGGAGCCCCGUCCGAGUGCGAAUUUGGCGUUACCAAGAAGGAUCGCCAUUUUAUGGACCAGUCCGACCUGAUUGAGCAGCUGCAAACAAAGGUCAGGGACCUGGAGCAACGGCUCAUCAAACAUCCCGGAACAACUCCAACAGCCGCCACGACGCCACCACUCACCGAGGGCUCACCGGAUGACAACUAUGACGCUCCCGCAGAAGACGAAGAGCCUCCAGAAGAUGAGAAGAAACCCGUUCACAGUAUUGCCGCGACACGCCGACCAACGUUGAAGGACCUUCUAGCCUCAUCCCCAUCGCCAGGCAAACUGUUGAUGGAAGUUUUUGUUGGAGAACUAAUCAAUGGAUUCUCCCCCGAUCCAUCUAACACGCAUGGUCGUGUAUUUGAUUUGCGAUCCGCGUCCGAGAGGCGGAUCUUCUCGCCACUGCUAACUAGCGGGUUCAGCGCCGCCGCGUUAACUUUUGUCGGCCAACGAGACGAACACCCAAAGAUCACAGCUGCCGGUAAUAGUCAGUAUAACAGACUGCUGAGAUUGCUGCAGUGGGCAGUUAACAACCCAGAAAAGUCCAAAUCCAGCGAAGUUUUAACCGUGGUCGUCCUUUUGACUAUCAUUGAGGCAUUCAAACAAACAUCCCCUGGGGCUGUUAUGAAACAUCAACUCGGCGGACUCGAACUCCUUAGAAUACGGACCCCGUAUCGACACCGAUCUGGUUUCGAAAGGUCACUUUUUGUGGAUUUGCGCAUGUUCUGGGUAACGUCUGCAAUUGCUAGCCGCAAGAAAACUUUUCUUGCCAAUGACGACUGGAAAACGGUUCCUUGGUCUGGAGACGGACGCCAAAAGGACAUACUUCAUUUGCUUCUCGAUAUUGCCGUCGAUAUCCCCGGCUUUUUGGGUAGCUAUGAUGCGUUAAAAUUCGCAGUACGACACAAAACAUUGUCCCAGGACCAAGUUUUGUCUAAGCAACAACGAGUCCAAGCUGCAGCGACCGAACUAGACCACCGGCUAGAGCUUUGGCAUUCACUGUAUGCCAUUGACUAUGAGCACGGAUACAUGACCGAGGCUCCCGCCGACAGCAUUACUGGUGAUGAGGAGUUUCCUCAUUUCCAGUGCUGCGAUCUGUUCACGAACGAAACCUUCGUUCCGACGAAUUUUAUCUAUCCUGACCUUAUGCUCGCUGUGAGUAUGUGUCUAUAUCGAGCACUCCGUCUUGUUGUCUCCGGUAGCAGUGACGAUGGUCUUGUGGCUGUGCUACGACCUUCUGAGCGCUAUCAAAUUGCAGUCGACAUCUGCCGUAGUAUGCGAUACUAUCUACACACUGUUCCCGGAUUCCUAGUCUCGCGCAUCAUGUUCGUCUUGAGAGUUGCCUUUGACACUUUUACGGACGGCAUGGUCGAGAAAAGGUUUGUGCAAGAGCUUUUUUGGUAUAUCGGCAAUAAGUAUCGGUUCCCGGUUUUUAUGAAUCAUUGCUCUGAAUCUGCAACCGCGGUGCGUGCCGAUGAUUCUGCUUAA